UUGGACGCUAUUGACAUAGCGACAGGAGAGCUUGUAGAGAAACAGUCUUUUUCCUAUUUUUUUAUCAAUAGUUUUGGGGAAAUUAUCAUUCCAACAACUGCUAUGAACGCGUCCGUGGCCAAAAAGACCCAAGACACUUUGGGGAAAGUGAUAAAGAAACCGCCGCUUACUGAAAAACUGCUCACCAAACCGCCGUUUCGAUACCUGCACGACAUAUUCAGUGAGGUGAUCCGGACCACUGGCUUCAUGAAGGGACUCUAUGUAGAGACAGAGAUGAAGUCAGACAAUGUGAAGGAUAAGGAUGCUAAGAUGGCGUUCCUGCAGAAGGCCAUGGACGUGGUAAUGCUGGUGAGCGGCGAGCCCCUGUCGGCCAAGCCGGCACGCAUUGUAGCCGGCCACGAGCCCGAGAAGACCAAUGAGCUGCUGCAGGCUAUAGCCAAGUGCUGCCUCAACAAGCUGUCCAGUGAGGAGGCAGUGAAGCGGGUGCUGAUGGGGGACAAGCUGGACCCCAAAGGGAAGGCCAGCACCUCCCGUUCCCAGGACAAGGAGAACCGGGAGGGACGAGAGCGCCACAGAGACCGAGAGGAGAGGAAGGAGAUACGAGAGCACAGCGUCGGUGGAGGCCGGGAGAAGAAGGACCCGGACCAGCCCAAAGAGCAGGAGGACAGGCGAGGCAACAAGGAGAAGGAGUCCCACCGCGAGGGAGAGCGGUCGGAGAAGGCCCGCGAACGAGACCGGACCAAAGACCGCGACAAGGACAAGAGCCGGGACCGAGAGAGGGACAAAGACAAGAGAAGAGAGAAAGACGGGGAACGAGACAAGGAGAGGGAGAAGGACAGAGGCGGAGAGAAGAGCAAAGACAAGGAAACACACAGAGCGAGAGACCGAUAUAGGGAGGAAGAUGGAGACAGGGAUAAACGGCGAGAGAAGGGAGAAAGGGAGAAGGCGAGAGAGACCAGACACAAACAGGGGGAGGAGAAGACCAAGGUGCCAGAGAAAGGGGACAAAAAGGCCAGAGCAUCAGAGGAGUCAAAACACCGACCACAUCCAGAGGAGCCCAGUAAAACGACCAAACCUGAACCAGCGGCCGCAGAAGUCACAGACAAGCAGUCUGACAGUCCAGCCAGAAUACCCCGGCCUUCAUCUGCUAAGGGGCAGAGGCGCAUGCCCAAAGCAGGAACCCAACAAGAAGAGUCUGACGGUGAAGGAGAUGGAGACACUCCAUUGGCAGAGAGGCCAGUCCCCCUGGAGAACGGCGAUGCCACAGACGCAGUGCCAGCCCACAUGGCCCACAGCAACCGAAGGAUACCUCGGCCCAACAGCGCACGGCCUGCCCCUCCUCGGUUCAAGAGGCAGGAGAGCUAUGCUGACGUGACCCCGGCUGAACGGCUGACUAGUGCCAAGCCCCCGGCAGCUGUCAUAAUGGAGGGGAAGAAGCUCUCUGAGGAUGAGGAGGAGGAUGAAGAUGAGCAGUUUGUGGUGCAGGAGGCUGCCCCUCCCCCCGACCUGCCCGACAUAGAGAUGGAUCCUUCAGUGGGACUUCAAGGCGAUGAGAAGCAUGGUGGGCUGGUGAAAAAAAUCCUUGAAACCAAGAAAGACUUUGAAACAUCACCAUCAUCUCCAAAGUCCAAAGACCAGACACAAAGCCUGGUGUCAGAGGCGGCCAGGAAGAAGGAGAGGGAGCUGGUGUCCAGGGAGAUCGAACGGCUGCGCUCGUCCAUCCAGACGGUGUGCCGCAGCGCCCUGCCCCUGGGCAAGAUCAUGGACUACAUCCAGGAGGACAUGGACGCCAUGCAGAACGAGCUGCACACCUGGAGGAGGGAGAACAAGGAGCAUGCGCAGGCCCUGCUGCAGGAACAGAGAGUGACGGACAACGCCGUGGAGCCUCUGAAGGCCGAGCUAGCCGAGCUGGAGCAGCUGAUCAAGGAGCAGCAGGACAAGAUCUGCGCUGUCAAGUCCAACGUCCUGAAGAACGAGGAUAAGAUCCAGAAGAUGGUGACCAGCAUCAACUUCUCCUCGCGAACAUGAGGGGGAGCUAAGGUCCAAAUAAAGGGGUUCGCUCCCUUAAAAAAAAUAAGUGUUUGGGUGAGCCUGGGUUCUUACUUAGUCUGGUAACAUCCGAAAUGAUAGAGGCCUCAACUGCACUUUCAUUCCUUGUCAUCAAUGUUCCCUCUAAACUUGCGCGUGUGCGUGGGCCCGCACUUCCUCCAGGACUGCAGUGCAGAAGAAAUGCCAUGCUGCGCAGAGACGCAAGAGAUUGAACUUCACUGAGUUCACCCCAUUAGUUUGCACUAUAUAGAUCAAUGUUUUUUCUGUGAUCAAAUCAACAUUAAAUCAGCCCCUUUUCAAUGCAACAAACCAAAACAAAUCUAACUUUGCAAGAUUGAGUCUGUGAUUUUGCUGUAGCCAGAGCGCAACGGAGUAGAAUUCUAUUGGCAGGGGUAGCCCACUAGCGGUCUUUCAAUCACCCAUGAGUUCAUGCCUUUUCAGUUCAGAUCAGAGAGCAGAGCGUGUGCACAUUUGUUGAUAUUCUUUGCUAGUUAGUGAGUUGUUAGCCCAGUUUAUAGAUAAGUAUAGGUCAGCCAUGGGUUGUUACUGCUUCCUACAAGAGCACAAAACAUGUAGGAUACAUUUCAAGCUGUCUUUGAAAAGCUUCCAUCUUAAUUAAAGGGGCGGUAUUGUAUUUUGAGACGUGUUUGAAUAUGCAAAUAAGCCGAUAUGCAGAGCGGUAGCCUACAUUGUCUAAUUCUCUCUAUGGUAAUAAUAAUUAGUUGUAUUUUCUAAAGUGUUUCUUGCAUCAUGCAACACAAUACAAUGCCAUUUACAAUCAUCUAUUUGGCCCAUGGCGUUAGAGACCAAGUAAAAAAUUCUAAAUUAAUAUCAAGUCUUUUAUAAUGUUUUUUUUAUUUUAUUUUUUAUAUAUAAGUCUCAUGCAAUGUAGGGCUGCAUUGAACACCAUAUAUAGGCUACUGUAGUAGGCUAUAUCAUUGAAAUCAAAAGCUAUUUCCAUGUGAAAAUGUUAUGGGAUUUGCUCCAUUGGUUUUGCUGGUAGGCCUACAUUAUUUUCAAAUUCCACAAUAGCCAUUGGCUACUGUCAAACUGUAAGGGUACAGCCUCAGAGUUCAUUGUAAACGUGCACCGGAAGUUGCACAAAAUUCUCACAAUGUUCAAGUUUCCGCUCACAAAACCAAAAAUUGGCUCAGUGCCCCCAAACAAUGGAGGGAACGUUGGUUGUCAUGUCAUGAUGAGAAAAAACGCCCCGCUUUUAUCACCCCCUCUCUUUUCAUGGUGCCUUUGUGGAACACACACACACACUAACUGACUGGUUAUGGAGAGGGUUUGUAUUCAACCCCCUAGGGAGAGAGAUACACUUGUGUUAAUUUGUUAGUGCUCCGUCCACUUUAUGGUGUUUGACAUACCUUUACAUGUUUUAUUCGUUUUUCAUUUUUCGACAUUACAUACUGUAUGCAUAGAAUAAGGCUUGACUUGAAUCUGUAUAUACAGUACCAGUCAACUUUGGACACCUACUCAUUCAAGGGUUUUUAUUUGUACUAUAUUCUACGUUGUAGAAUAGUAGUGAAGACAUCAAAAAUAUGAAAUAGCACAUAUGGAAUC
This is a messenger RNA of Oncorhynchus gorbuscha (pink salmon), 3615 nucleotides long. RefSeq names its product TNF receptor-associated factor 3 interacting protein 1 (gene ift54). NCBI's taxonomy places the organism in Eukaryota, Metazoa, Chordata, Actinopteri, Salmoniformes, Salmonidae. Gene Ontology annotation, biological process: cilium assembly; intraciliary transport; regulation of microtubule cytoskeleton organization. The record is from RefSeq and is a predicted model, not a curated record. The coding region runs from base 103 to 2028 and encodes 641 amino acids. Gene Ontology annotation, molecular function: microtubule binding. Gene Ontology annotation, cellular component: ciliary basal body; intraciliary transport particle B; axoneme. The transcript is spliced from 16 exons.